This is a messenger RNA of Anastrepha ludens (Mexican fruit fly), 4572 nucleotides long. RefSeq names its product protein O-mannosyl-transferase TMTC2 (gene Tmtc2). Gene Ontology annotation, cellular component: endoplasmic reticulum membrane. Gene Ontology annotation, biological process: protein O-linked glycosylation via mannose. The record is from RefSeq and is a predicted model, not a curated record. Gene Ontology annotation, molecular function: protein binding; mannosyltransferase activity. The transcript is spliced from 12 exons. NCBI's taxonomy places the organism in Eukaryota, Metazoa, Arthropoda, Insecta, Diptera, Tephritidae. Bases 698 to 3625 code for a protein of 975 amino acids.
AUAUAUCUCCAAUACAAAUGAUAAUGAAAAUCAUAUUAAAUGAGUAGAUAUUGUAAAUAAACAACACUUGAUACAGUUGAAAAAUAUAUAAAAUGGCCAGAAAUUAAAAUUUACUGUUCGUGAAGUUGCAACCGCAAGUUGGUGCCUAUAUAUGAUACGCUGAGCUGCAGCAAUAACAGCAACUACAACAUGAGCAACAAUACCGACGUUGUAACACAGCAGGAUUCGUAUGUUAAUAAUUUAUAUACAGUUUCCUGUUAAUUCCCAAUGCCAAUAAUUCGAAUUGAUAAUUCAAAUAGCAGGGCAUACGAGUAGAUGGGAAAGCUGAAAUAUUCACACACACUUACGCCUGAACGCACACGUGAACACCCGCCUGCUGGCACACAAACAAGAUGAACACUUAGACACACGUGCUAAAUGCAAGCGGUCAAGCGUAGAAAUUUGAUGUGAUUACGAGUCUGAAUUCGAAUACAACAAAUACAAAAUAUAGCAACAAAUAGCAACCGCAAAAUGUUGCUGCAACUAAUACCGGCUUACUUUGACAAAUAUAAAAUAUUCAAAGCCAUUUUAAGUCCAGCAUAAAAAAUUUUCGGAACAAAAUGACAGCAAAGCCGAACCCACAUAUAUGAGCACUGGACGAACAAACCAAUGUAAAUUAUCGUAAAAUUAAGACAAGCAGUACGUAGCUAGCAAGAGUAUGGACUAUACGAGCUUAGGCUGCUGUACGCUCGCUUUUGUGCUGUAUCUGAAUACCUUGAAUGCCGGAUUUGUGUAUGACGACAGGCGCGCUAUCAUAACCAACACGGAUGUUUCCGGCCACACGCCUUGGCAGAGUGUCUUUCAGCACGACUACUGGGGUACCCCACUUACAGACUCUGGCUCGCAUGGCUCCUACAGACCGCUGUGCGUGCUCAGUUUUCGUUUUAACUUCCUGCUUGGAGGGUACACGCCUUGGGGGUUCCAUCUUAUCAAUAACUUGAUGCAUUGCUUAGCUACUGGGUUGGUAGUUAAACUGGCGCGCUACUUUCUAACGUCCGUUUGGGGAGUACUGGCUACGGGGGCUCUCUUCGCAGCUCAUCCGAUUCACACGGAGGCUGUAGCGGGAAUUGUUGGUCGCGCUGAUCUAGCUGCCUGCAUUUUCUACCUGCUCUCAUACCUAAUGUAUAUGCGGCACAUAGUGUGGCGAGAACGCGGCGAAAUGCGUCAAUGGAUCGCGCUUAUUCUCACGGUGACACUAUCACUAGUGGCUCUACUUUUCAAGGAGACAGCAAUCACGGCGUUAUUAGUAUGUGCGGUAUUCGACGGAAUACGUGGUGUCUGCGGUUUUCAAGAUAAGCAUCGGGUGCGCACACUUUGCAUACUGGCCGCAUCACUAGCAUGUAUCAUCUAUUGGCGGCUCGUUGUACUACCUCGUCCGCAAACCGCCUUCUCAGCAGCUGACAAUCCAAUAGCCAAAAUGCCUUCAAUGUGGGCGCGCUUUCUAACAUUCAUCUACCUGCCUGUCUUCAAUUUCAGCCUACUACUGAGCCCUCAAGUGCUUAGUUUCGACUGGGGAAUGGACGCCAUACCGCGAGUUACCUCCCUCCGUGAUGAACGCAAUUUACUCAGCCUUGGUUUCUAUGGCACGCUUAUCAUUAUUGUUCUCAAAAACAUUAGAUAUCUAUGGAGACGCCGCGCGGAACGUCUAGCAAAAAAGCAACGGCAUGCGAAUCAGCAACAAUAUCACUUACGUAAGUCACGAUCCAAGAAAAAAUAUCGCGUGCCAAUACCCACAGAUGCGAUAGAAUCAAAUUCGACAUAUAAACUAUUAGAUGCAACAUCUUUGAGCUGUGCGCCUUACGCCACAGACAGCACGACGACGAUUUCACUGCUGCAGCCCGAACCACACCUUAGGUGUGCUUGCCAUGACUGCAAGCAGGAGCUGAGCUCCGCUCACCACACCGCUUCGUGCUGUGCCCUUAACAAUAACAAUAAUAACCUACCGUGGCUCAAUCCGAACGUCUUCAGUGACUGCUGUUGCCAUCAGUUAUUCCAGUCUUCCAGUGGAGCCCCCCACCUUCUAGCGCUAGCGUUGCGUAAAGCCCUCACGGCAGUAGUGCCGCGCUCCUCGCGCAGUAGUAGUUGCUGCAGCAGCAGUACGACGGCCAGCAACAACAGCUCCGGCAGCAAUACUUCCAGCAGCAGCACUUGCAGCAGUGCUUCCAAUAAAAAGACAGGAAACAACCACCGACUAGGACACGCAUCAGCGUCCCCGCUUCCGUGGACACGCCGUGCAGUUCAGCAUACUAAUAAUGCAUGCAUUUUGUUGAUGGCAUUAUCCUUUCUAACGCUGCCCUUUCUGCCUGCCACGAAUUUAUUCUUUUAUGUCGGUUUCGUGGUAGCCGAACGAGUGCUUUAUUUACCCAGCGUCGGUUAUUGCCUAUUGGCUGGCUAUGGCAUAGGCAAAUUGAUGGAACGUUUACGUUCUCCUGUGGCUCGCAAGAGAAAGGUGGCGCUUAUAUUCGGCUUAAGUCUAUUACUAAGCGGGCUGGGGGCGCGCACAGUGCAACGCAACUUUGAUUGGUACGAUGAAGAAAGUCUAUUUCGGAGCGCUGUGGAAGUAAAUCCACCUAAAGCUCUAGGUAACCUAGGAAGUGUACUUAGCUCACAAGGUCGUUAUGAAGAAGCGCAGGAAGUGCUGGUUGAGGCUAUUAAGUAUAGACCAAAUAUGGCGGAUGUUCACUUUAACUUAGGAAUUUUACAUCAAAAUCAACAAAACUAUAAGGCCGCAGUUGAGUGCUUUCGGAAGGCGAUACAAUUUCGGCCAAAUUUAGCAGUGGCUUUCUUAAAUUUGGGAGCAUCACUGAUUGCUCUGGGAAAAUGUCGAGAGGCGGCACAAAUUCUCAAGGAGGGCACUCAACUGAAUGGUGCCGGUGUACGUGAUCGAACCGCUCACGACAACGCUCGAAUAUCUGCGUACCUGCAACUCGGCGCUCUCUAUGCCGAGCAAGGCAAGUUACAACGCGCCCUAGCCGUGUACCGCGAAGCGCUGCAUGCGCUUCCAUCGACGUAUUACCAACGUGACGUUCUGUAUAAUCGUAUAGGCGACGUUUUUGGUCGCCUGCAGCAAUGGAACGAAGCGGAGCGGUAUCAUUAUGCCGCGCUACAGUUACAGCCGAAUCAGGUGGCAGCGCAUCUAUCAUACGGCAUCACACUGGCGCGAAAUACUAGCCGAGCAGCGGAGGCGGAGGUGUGGUUUAAGCGCGCUUUGCAGUUGGCGCCACAGCAGUCUAGUGCGCAUCACUAUUACGCGGAAUUCCUCACCUCGCAGUCACGCAGUGAAGAGGCGCUUCAUUACCGCGUACGUGCUGCCGAGCUUGCGCCCGACGACUAUGCGUUAGUGGUAGCGGCCGCUACGGCCUUACGCCUUUCUGAGCGCAAAUUGGAAGCAGAAAGCUGGUACCGCAAGGCAGUGGCGAUGAGACCUAACGACGCUCAUGCCCACACCAACUUGGGCGCGAUUCUGCACUUGUUGGGGCGCACAAGCCAUGCGGCCAGCAGUUACCAAGAAGCCUUAAGAUUGCAGCCGGGGGAUCCCACAACGCUAGGAAACCUUGCCAAACUGGGCGUCAUGGAACCCAAAUGAGUGCAUUAGCACGCAUCCUUCAGAUGACAAAAGAGUAAAGCGAUUUCAUUGGGAAUUUUUCGAUCAAUAGAAACCAAAUAUGAAAAAAAUUACUGCAGAAAAAAGUAAUUUUGAACAGUUUUGGAUAAAAGAGAAGAAUAUUUUUGUAAAAAUAAAUACUAAAUUAAUAUAAUAACGGAAAAGGACUUAAAAAUGCAACAGUGUAUCAAUAACCAGUACCAAACAAAACAGGAACUUAUUGAACAAAGUUUACAGCUGCAAAAAAGAGUGGAAGAAUACAAAAAUAAGAAAAUACAUAUUUACAUGCAUACUUAUGUAAUUUAGCCGCUUGUAAAUAAAAGCUAACAAAAAAUAUAUACCAUGUUAAACAAAUUAUUUAAAAUCUGAGAUAAUUUAAAACCAAUAUAAGAAAGUCUGUACAUAUGUUGGUUUUGUGUUAUUUGUUUCACUACAUUGUGUAAUCCCUCAAAUUGAGACCACAGUAAAUAAAAAUUGAAGAAAAUUAUAUCGAAAAUCAUAUUUAGUAUUCGUUAAAGGCAGCAGAUAUAAAAAAUAUCAAAUUGGCUUAAAAAUCAUUAAGUGUGAAAAUCUAAGAUUUCGAAGCAUAAAAUGUAUAAAUUGAACUGUAAAUAUGAUAAAUAUGGGAAAGGGUAAUCAUUACGAAAAGCAAGCGGAUUGGGAAAGGGAAAAUAAAAUGGUUAGCUUUGUGGCUUUGAAAGACGACUAACCGUGUAUUAGUUAUGUAAUUAUAGUAUACACUUAUACAUAUAUAAAAAUAAGGAAAGGAGUAAGCUGCUCCAGGUUAACGAAUUGUAAUUGUAAUAAAAACGCUGUGGGUGUGAGUGUAAAUGAUAAUAACUAUGAAAUGUAAUAAAUAUUCAAGCACAGGCGUCAUUUAUUAAGAUAAAUGAAGAAAAUUGAGAUACAUAAAUUAACAAUAAAUACAU